Pleurotus ostreatus (oyster mushroom) is the source of this 5685-nucleotide messenger RNA. RefSeq lists its product as uncharacterized. The transcript is spliced from 15 exons. The record is from RefSeq and is a predicted model, not a curated record. Lineage: Eukaryota; Fungi; Basidiomycota; Agaricomycetes; Agaricales; Pleurotaceae. The coding region runs from base 1 to 5685 and encodes 1894 amino acids.
AUGAGCUCCCUCGCAUUCCUAGUCACUGAACUCCAGUCACUAGCCAGCGAAACACGCCGAAGACAUCCUGAAAUCCGAGAGGCCGCAGAAAAGUCCCUUGCCAUCCUCCGCUCAUCGCCCGAGCAAGCCACGACGAGCCUAGCAUCAGAUGGCCCGCAGUCGAGCGAUCUGCUGCGCCCCGUCUUCAUGGGCUGCGCGACGAAGAACGCGAAGGUCGUCGCGAUCUCUCUUGGUUCCCUGCAGCGCCUUAUCGUACUGAAAGCCGUCCCUCUCUCCGCCGUACCAAUGAUCGUCAACACAAUGACAGACGCUAUGAGCCAAGGCGUGGAUAUCCAGCUGAAGGCGCUGCAGACGCUGGUGUCGUUGAUUACGGGAUUUCCGGAGGUGCAUGGAGAGUUACUGGGAGACGCCCUGCUGCUUUGCUUCAAACUGCAAGAAUCCAAAAUCGCGGUCGUAUCCUCCACUGCCGCAGCGACCCUACGUCAGCUCGUGAUGUUCAUCGUCGAUAAGAUGGUUGACGAGGACCUGAAAGGGAGUUCAGCGACCACCAUUCCAACGCACCUACCUGAUGGAUCGACCAAGUCCCUCGCCCCGUCCGCUAGAGACGCGUUCUCCGUCUUCGAAGAUCUGUGCCUACUAGCCAACUCUGAGAAACCAAACUUUCUGAAGCUCGAGUCUCUGCACAAGACGUUCGCGUUGGAGCUCAUCGAAAGCGUGUUAACGAACUCGCAUGCGCCGAUACGGCAACAUGAGGAACUUAUUUUGCUGCUACGACACCACCUUUGUCCCCUCCUCCUCAAAGCCCUCUCUGACCGGCCAUUAUUCCCCCUGACGCUGCGCUGCACGCGCGUCGUAUUCAUAUUGCUGAAGCAGUUCAUCCAUGAGCUGGACACGGAGGCCGAAGUCUUCCUCGCGUUCUUCAUACGCAUCGUCGGCGAAGAGGGCGGCGCGCUAGCAGACAGCGGAGGGGGCGGCAUCAACCGACCGCAGUGGAUGCGCGUCCUCGCUAUGGAGAUCAUCCGCGGCCUAUGCUCCGACGCCGACCUGGUGCGCACGAUCUGGGACCGCUACGACGCGCAGAAGGACGCGUCGAGCCAGGUGCUGUCGUCGCUGGUGUCUGCGCUGAAGCGGCUGAUCACGGAGAAGCCGGCGCUCCUGGGUGUGAGCGCGCAGAUGUUUGGCGUGGGUGUGCCGGAGCAGGCGGUGGAGGGGGGCGUCGUGGAGGGUGUGAAGGGGAUGGUGGGUGCGACUGUCUCUGGGGUUGCGGGCGUGGUGAGUAUGGGGAUGGGGAUGGGAGGCGGAGGCGGAGGCGCGGGAUUGAGUGUCGAGGGCAGUGUUAUGAAGGUCCAGUGCAUCGACCAGCUCGAUAAAGCCGACGCGCCGCCAAUCCCAGAGACGUACAUCUACCUGCUGGGUUUGCAGUCGAUAUGCACCCUCUGCGAAGGGUUCUCGUCAUACGCCACGCCGCUGUACAAUACCAUCAUCACCCAUCGGUCCCGGGAAGCCGGGGACUCGACAAUGCGUGCUCCCCCAGCACUAGACUUGGCGAAGCUCGCGUCCGCCCCCUCGCCAGUCGACGAGCACACUGUCAGCCAGCUCCGUAUCGUACAGGACAUCAUAUCAGCCUCGUGGCCCGCGCUCCUCGCCUCACUCUCCUUUAUCAUCUCCACGAACAUCUCCGACGGGCUGUUCGUCGACGUCGUAUUCGGCGCGGUGCAGGGCCUCAUCAAUGUCUCGGGCAUCCUCGCGCUAGGCACGCCGCGAGAUGCUCUUUUCACCAGCUUGGCGAAGUUCGCGAUCCCUGCGCGAGUGGUGACGAGUUUGGAGAACUAUUCUUAUAACGAUGCUCCCUUGAGCCCCAGGGUUACCAGUUCGAUGUCCACCAUAGCGGAUCUUAGCAGCGGGGGCGGGAGUGGUACGGGCGGCGCUCACCAGCCGCCCAGCCUCUCCGAGCGCAAUUACGCGUGCUUGAAGGUGCUGGUGAACUGCGCGAUGUUCCUCGCUGGAAGUCUGGGGGAGAGUUGGUACUGGGUGCUGGAGGUGAUGCAGAAUGCGGAGUAUGUCAUCACGUCGAAGGGGGCGGGCAUAUCUGCGCCGCCGAUGGUGAAAGGGAGUGCGUCGAAGCCGGGGAGUCGGGUGGUUUCGAUGAUGGGGGGCUCGCCGCAGCUCGGGGCGCCACCCGCCGUGAAGCACCCGCUGUUGAUGGAACUGGAUGGGGAACGCCUGUAUGCCGCUAUCCAGAGAUUGUUUGAUUCGACGACAGGGGCUCUGGACGACGAGGCGUUCGGCGCAUUUGUGAGGGCGCUGUGUAAAUUGAGCUGGGAGAUGGUGGGAAUGCAGAGCUCGUCGAGUGACGUGCAUUCGGGGCUGGCGUCGACGUCGACUUUGACGCUACCAACGGGCACUGCUGGCGGGAACGAGAGCCUCGAGUCGUUGUCGUUAUCGCCCAACACGGAGGCAUCUCACAGACGGAGAGCAAGUGGUAUACAUAUACCACGAACGCUGCGUUCAGGCGACUUUGGCAUAUCGAAGCUGCUUACGGUGUCCCUUUUGAACAUUCAUCGGCUGAUAUAUCGCGCACCUAGCGUCGCAUGGGAACCCACCACCAUGCACCUCCUCUCGGUCAUUCGCGACGAGAAGACUACUAAGAAAGAUUCGAAGGAGAAACUCGGCGCGCCGCAGGGGAUUCGCAUUCAGGCAGCGAAGGCGCUCGACGAGAUCUUGGUCAACGCGCUGAAGAGUCUCGGCUCGGGCGUAGGGAUGGGCGAUAAGAAAGGAGACGUGCAGCAGCGCGUUCUGGAUGUUCUGGGCAAGCAAGUUAUACUAAUUCCAGACGGCGGGCCGGGCACGGGCGGGAUUACGAUGGUGGAAGUUGAGUUGAGGAAGAUGGGAUUGGAGACGUUGCACGAGAUCCUCCAGAACUCGGCGCAUACGCUGAUCGUUGGGUGGGAGAAGAUCUUCGAGAUGCUGGGUAGCGUGUGUAUGCCGAGCUCGGCUGCACAUACGCAAACUCAGACGGUGGCUGGGAGUGGAAGUGUUCCGUCCUCUCCUUCAACGAGCAGGUGGAAGGCCUCUCCUGCCAUUGGAUACGGCCAGCCAGGAGACAGACACCAAGAGAGAAACGCAGCGACGCUUAUCAAGAUCGCUUUCCAAUCAUUGACGUUGGUAUGCGACUCUAUAUCCUCCCUCCAGCCCGACCAUCUUCGCUUGUGUAUCAUCACCUUAGGUCAGUUCGGCAGGCAACCAGACACGAAUAUCGCCUUGACGGCCGCGACUUCGCUGCUCUGGGGUGUCUCUGACGCUAUCCAGUCGAAACGCAAGUCGCUCUCUGACACCACCCAACCAGCGUAUAAAACGUACAGCGACUUGUGGCUGUUUUUGCUAGGGGAGAUUUUGGGGUUGUGUAUAAGUAUUGGAGACGAACGGCGGGAGGUCCGCGACGGGGCGAUACAGACAUUGUUCAGGGCCUUGAUGUUCUAUGGUGGGACGCUGAGUUUGGCAGAGUGGGAAGAGUGUGUUUGGGGGAUUCUGGUGCCGCUAUUCGAGAAGCUCAGUACAGCGAUCGUCGGGGCUGCCGGAGACGCCACUCCCUCCGCUGCCUCUUCCCCUAUCGCUCCUAUCGGGACUCCAAGUUUUAUCGGAGAACGAGAACAGGGCUGGGAUGACUCGAAGAUCCUCGCGUUCCACUCCCUAGGGUCUAUCUUUCAUGAUUUCUUGGCUGAUAAAUUGAUCCGAUUGGAGUCGUUUGCAAGGAUAUGGGAUUUCCUUGUAGCACGAGUCCAGGAAGCCGUUCUGUGGGAUAACAGGAUCGUUAGUUCACCUUCCUUGAGGUGCUUGGAGAAGGCCAUCAAAGCCGCAGGGAUGGCUAUUGGGUCGAGUGGGGGCGGAGGGAAUAACGAAGUUCUUAGCCAGCGAGUGGUAGAUAUGUGCGAGAGGGCAUGGAAGGCAUUCGAUGAGAUAGGCGAUACGAUACUGCAAAAGAAGAACGAAGGUCCGGCAAAGGUAUCAUCUCCCAUUGUGCUGGCCAUCCCCGUGCGGGUGACGAAGAGUUUCAGCCAAGAGAGCUUCGUGAGCCUGUUAGAGGUCGUUCAGAGACUACGGGAAGUCGAGCGGGGGAUUCAAGCGAAGGAAUGGGAGUUGGAACGCCUUGCUCGGUUAUUGGUCAUAUUGAAAGGCGUAUUGACUUAUUCUUCGUCCCCGGACUAUAGGCCCGAUAUCGAUUCCCUGUCCCCUGCGCAGACAUCGGUGAUGGAUACAGUCAAUGGCAUCGACCUAUCGGCCCCCGCCGUCUCCUCCCUCGUGAUGCGUGAUCUAUCAGAAUAUGCCACCCUUACUUUUCUAGCGGCAUUCGACGUGCAGCCCUCAACGCUUACACAGACAGGCCCGAAGCGUAUCACCUACAUAGCGUUGAUGAAGAAGACGAUGCCGCUCCUCGUUGAUCUGUAUUCGCAGUUCAAGGCGACGCCAGAUAUCUACGCUGAUGGUACACUUGAGGCGGUUAUUUCGGCGUACUCCAUCCCUAUCAAGAUGAAGUACGACUGCCCUGCUCCGUCGAAAUUCGGCAAAGACCCUCCGCUAUGGAAAACCGCCACUACAAACUUCCUGCGCGUCGUCAAAGAAUGCUUAGCGCAAAUGAACGUACUGAGGGAGAACAUCCCUGACGACCGAGUCGAAGGAAUCUGGAGACAGAUUAUUGAUGUUUUCCGGGGUGGUAUCCUUGCUGAUUGCUCCGCUAGCGAGGAAUUCCCUCUGGAAGUGCAAGAAGCCGAGGAGAAUUUUGAUCUCGCACUGAUUUCGUCUUUGGAAAUCGACGUUUUGCCGUACAUCGGUGACUCCCGAGUUCCAGACCCGCUCAUUCGUCAACUAUCGAAGGUCUUGCAGCAGGGCAGCGCUCUCUAUGAAUCUGAUAGCAAGAGCUCGGCGAGCAGUUCGCCCAUUGCCGAGGCCCUUCGCCAACCGGGGGAGUUUGGAUUUGGCAAGGGAGGGCUACCCGAGGGAAGCUACGGAUCCACCGACCUCGGCACUCCAUUACCACGAGAACGGUUCUCUUACUGGUGUCUGGACCUGCUCUUUCUCAUGUGCUCGGACUUCUGCAAAGAUGGGGAGCCACUUCGUAGACGUGUCGCUGCGCUGAGCCUACCCUCGUUGCUGAAUCGUUGUCAUGCAUCGCUGGCAAGCUACGUCGCCGAUGAAAUGAUACGCGGCGGGCUGCCCUUUCCCAGAGCCCGUGAAGAGGAACUGCUGUAUAUCCUUCGCAAGCUACUGGAUCUAUCGCUAUGGCCUGCAUCUCUCUGGGCCGCCUUCGCCGAAGAACCAACGCGCUGCUGCACCGAGACUCCCCCUAUAGAUACUACCCUACCUCCGUCCGAACUGGUAGCCGACGCCGUGAAGCGCUCGACGGUCGCGCAUCUCUUCCAUAUGUACGACCUUUUGUGUGAUAUCGCAGCGAUACCUCGCAAGCCUCCCUCGACGUGGGUAUCCAUCCCGCAAGCGAAGUCAGCUUCGAGUUCAGUUGGGAGGAUUCCGAUGCCGACAACCACCAGCCCAUCCUCCAUUAGUCAACUUGGAGAAACCACGCGAGCGUCGAAACUAUCUCGCGGAGGUGCGGUCGUGGAGAUGGAUGCCCGGACGUUGGCGAGGGAGUGCUUGAAAAUCAUCGGAAAGGAGCUAGGUGUUUCGCGUUGA